Molecule: messenger RNA, 1365 nt
Organism: Colletotrichum aenigma
Lineage: Eukaryota; Fungi; Ascomycota; Sordariomycetes; Glomerellales; Glomerellaceae
Exons: 1
Coding region: 1-1365 (454 amino acids)
Source: RefSeq, a predicted model, not a curated record
AUGCUUGAUGCUCCUUUGGCUCCCAAAGCGACGACGAAUGAGGAAGGUGGACAUGAAAAUGACGAAGAUGCUGUCUUAAGGCUGCUCCUCAAGGAGGAAGAUGGUGAUGGCAGUGAUGAGGAGACAUGUGAUGCUACGGUCGAGCCGCAGGAGGCUCACCAAGACGAAAGCCUCAACGCCAUCGAAGUGUGGUUUCGAGACAAUGUUCACCGCGGGCACGAACUUUUGGGCUUACUUGCACUGGUUGACUUUCACGAGUCCGAUCCUGCCAACUGCAAGGUCGGCCGUGAAAUCUGCCGUAAUCUUCGAAGAAAAGUCGAAGUGGCUGAGCAGUCAAUGGGGUGCGAUUGGGAGAAGACCGUUGGCCCGCUGGCUCGAGCCGUCUCUGCGCACCUGGCAGAUGCAGGCGAGAAUUUGGAGGAUGUCCUGGAGAGGUUUCAAGACCAUGCGAAGGAGAUCGAACCUAAGCCUAACUUCGACGACCUGAUGCUCGACAACGCGGAGUACAUCGACCGAUUCAGACCCUCGGGGAAGCACAGCAUCUACAGCACUGGCGUUGAACGCAUUCCUAGCCUCACGCCUGACACGUCAGAGCUCUUUCUGCCAGACUGCCCAAAGACAUUCCGCAGCUCCAACUGCCGUCCUCACCUCUCCCCUCCGAUCGCGGCAAGAACACCCAACAAAGCCGAGCAAAGCCAAGGCCUCCUCGACCUCAUCAACGCAUCGACCGUGUCCCGGGGCCUGCAAGCCAUCUACACGCCAGGAAGUAGCUCUCAGAAAGAUAACAUGGGUAGUUCACGCAUGUUCUCGGAGCCCAAAAAGGUGCGUUGGGAUAUCGAAAAGGAGACUGACGCCGAAAGUGGAAAGGACUUGUCCGGAGACAGAAGCGAAGCGAGUGAUGAAGACGACAGCGACGAGGAGUCCGAUCAAGAAUCGGAGAGCGAUGGCGACGAGUACAGCGACGAGGACGACAACGGAGAGGACACAGAAGACGAUCAUGGAUGCACUAACGUCCGCGUCAACCAAAGGCAGAUGCAUUUUCUGAAAGACAUCCUGGAGGACCACGGUCAACAAGAGGGACCCGACUCGUGUUGCUCCGGAGAGCACGAAGAUCUGGAACACGAUCUCGACAUGUGUGAGGCUCUCGCAGACGAAAUGGCGGGGGAAAUGAUGAUUGCCAGAGUCGCUUACGACAUUGCUAAACACUUUAACGAGUUCGGUUUUAGUCCAAGGAAGACCCUCAAGAGGUACAUCACGUCCGGAAAGAACUGUGAAUGGAACCCCUGGGGUAAGGAGGAGUUGGUUGCUGCUGGAAAGUUGAAGCCUUGGUUUAGAGAGAGAGCCUGGUACUCGGACAAACACUGA